Rotaria sp. Silwood1 is the source of this 669-nucleotide messenger RNA. The record is from the annotation of a GenBank genome assembly. NCBI's taxonomy places the organism in Eukaryota, Metazoa, Rotifera, Eurotatoria, Philodinida, Philodinidae.
AUGCCUCAUUGUAUUAUCCUUAGUAUUUUAUCAACACAACGAUUAAUAUCAAAUGAAACAAAUUUAAAUGAUAUUGAAACAACACCUAAUACAAUUUAUAGUUUAUUUUCUCGUCAUAGUCUUGAUUUAACAUCAUCAUUAGAAAUUUUAAUUGAACUAUAUGUUCAUUUAUAUAUCUAUCUGAUUUAUUUCCAUCAAUCAUAUUUAUAUGAUUUAUGUGAUGAAGAUGAUGUAAUGAUAUUACUAAUAAGUUAUAAUUUAUGUAAAUCUAGUAUAUUACUUGGACAAACAACAACAGAAUAUAAUGAAUUAUAUAUACGUUUAAUUGAACACAAUUUUAAAUUAACUAAAAUUCAUGCAUAUGCAUCAUGUUUAUUUUUACUUGAAAGUGAUGAAGCUGACUUGUAUAGUUUGUCAAUUGAUUAUCUUGUUUUAAUACUUGCACGUAUUUAUACAUUAUUACAACAAUCAAAUGAAAAUACAAAUUCAUUAAAUAAUGAACAUGUUAAUGAAGAACAAGAAAUAAUUGAUAGUUCAUCAAUAAUAUCAUCAUCAGAUAAUAUUCUUAUUGAACUUGUUGCAGAAUUAUAUCAACGUACUAAACAAUCAUCAACAUUAUCAUAUGAAGCUUCAUACUUUUAUUACGUCCAUCACCAUUAUUACUUGUAA